Hyaloperonospora brassicae is the source of this 1191-nucleotide messenger RNA. The record is from the annotation of a GenBank genome assembly. NCBI's taxonomy places the organism in Eukaryota, Oomycota, Peronosporomycetes, Peronosporales, Peronosporaceae.
AUGGCAACACCACCUGUGGGGAUGUACCUAGUGGACGCGCUGGACGACACCGCGUUAUUGACCGGUCUCGAGCCAAUGCGCGACGCACUGUCUGCCACGUCAGAGCACAUGCGACAUGCACUGCCACUGGAGAGCAGCAACGCGACGCUGGACGUCGAGAUGAACAUCGACAUGGACGUCUUUUGCCCCGGCGCCAUGUUGGACGCCGACGCGUUUCCGAGCGACUCGGGCGAUGGGUUAUUUGACUCGAGGUUUUAUCCUGCGAUGAGUGGUGACGAUGUGCAGGAGGACAUUGAGCAGAUGCUGUUGUGUGGCUCGGACGAAGCGCUUUUGCACAGUCACGACCAUGACACGAUGCCAGGGCAGCGAUGUCAGUGUCGGACCUUUGCGAUCACAGCAAACCGCGUGCAAACGCCGUCGAAAAAAGUUGGUGUAGCCAUUGCAGCGAGGGAUCAGAGAAAAGUCUUGCGGCACACUUUUGGGUCAGGACAGAGGUUGCAGGGCUUUGGCUUCGACGAAGCAGCUGGUAUCGACCAGACGCCGCAUCUGGAGGUCGAGUUGACGGACAAGCGACAGUCUGCGUCUGCUCAGGAUGUCUUUGCUACUGUGGUAGAGAGAAGAUGUACUGUGAUGGCGGAGGGGCGCUUGGUUGUAGACAGGGAAACGAUACAGGCGCUUCCAGAACGGCCCGAGGCGAAGGAACAGAACGUGGCUCUGACGCCAGCGCAUGUGCGGCAAAAGUCGUGCUCGAUGGAAGAUGACCAGAUAUACAGUAGUCCGUUACAGCGAAGUCUGCCGGUCGGUGCAGUUCCAAGCCCAUUGAGUUCGAUCGACUUCGUGUCGUUGGAGGAUGUGGUUGCAACGCCGUUGUCCAACACGUCACGGUCUACGGUCCGUUCGAAUAGGCCAGCGACAGCGCGUUCGUUGUCGCCUGCUGACGAGCUGGAGAAAAUGACAGCAAGUGGCUCUAAACUGUCAAUACCCAAGAUGAACAUGCUGAAGUGCAACUUCCAAGUGUCUCCGGGGCAUGGCACGGUGCCGCUUGUCACGCCCACGGCGAUGUUACCGCCGCCGUAUUUCCGAGGUGCACUGGACUCGCCAGAAAAGCGACGUGCGCAUUCGAAGACGAUCGACUCAUUCGCGCAGUCGUUGUCAUUCUCGUUCGCAAAAGACGCUUCAACUGGCAUGUGA